GGCCGUUACACUGUGUCAAACUUGGUACCUAAGGUAGCCAGCCAGCCACGGGAGUUUUUUGGGUUGACGUUGACUAAUAACAAAUGGUGCUGCAUUGGUGGCUGAAGACCAGCUAUGUAAUUCAGAGCACCGCAAUCCCACUUCAACAAAAUUCCUCAUUGACCAAAUCAAAUGAAAACCAUCCGCACACAAACGAAAUUCCAUGCGGACCUGAGGAACCCUUGGUGGGGACUGACACGAAUCAACAUCGGACCUUUCAAAACAUCCUUGACUCGCUAGUGGGCCUCAGCCUUUCCUCCUUCCACUUCAGCCUCGGACCUACCUCACAUCCCACCCAUCCGAAGAAACUUUUUUCCUGGCCUUCCCGAAAUCCAACGACCAAUUCCAGUCAGUAAUCGCAAUUUGCGCAUUCAUCUACCGACACAUUCCACGACUCAUCGAUCAUGGGAAUUCCUCAGAAAACCACUCGCACCAAGACAAGAAGACGUCUGAGGUAAUUCUUAGUUUUUUCUCAAGAGUUGGAGUGUGCGGCGCAUGGACAUUUGUGCCCCGCCAUCCAUUCCACCUCACCAUAGCUAACUUCCACAUGUAGGGAUGUCGAUCAAGUCGAGGCCGAUUUACGUUCGCCAAAACACCUAGAACAAUACAAAAGUACUAAGGCUGCGGAGGACCUUCCAGGUCUAGGAGAAUUCUAUUGUGUCGAGUGUGCAAAAUGGUUUGAGAGCGAGCAUAGUCUUCUUGGCCACCGAAAGGGAAGCACACACAAGAGAAGGUAACUUGAAAAUCGCUAAGAAGCAGGUGUUUGGAAGCUGAUUGAUAUAUCCAGAGUCAAGCUGUUGAAGGAAGGAGCAUAUACACAAGCUGAGGCAGAAGCUGCAGUUGGUAUGCGAAUUGACAAUGGACCUCGACAGGCCGCCAAAGAGAAAAUACAGGAUAUGGAAGUAGAAAUGGAGGACUCGGAACUUGUAGGCGAAGAACCGGCGACUUGAGGAUGCUCACUUCACAUUAAUCCCGACUCAAGAGAUAUCAAAGAGGACUGGUAUGAAAGGCUACCGGAAAAUCACAAUUCGGGGUAUAUUUCGCUAUCUCACAGUACGGCCUUUCGCAGCUCUAGCCAAACCACUUCCUCGAGUUCCUCGAACACCGCCUCGCGCACUGCCGCCUCUGGCAGAAGGAAUACCUCCACGACCUCCACUGGCUGUUCGCGAUGCCGGGGCUGGGGUUGCGAACUUGGGGGUGGGUUUGGAGGAUGUAGGUGGGUUCUCGACGAAGGAUGUGUCGGUAGUCCUGCAGGAAUUAGUAUUGAGCGUACUUAAAGACAAGCACUUUAUGACAUACAUAAAUGUUGUUUCCC
Hymenoscyphus albidus is the source of this 1354-nucleotide messenger RNA. Lineage: Eukaryota; Fungi; Ascomycota; Leotiomycetes; Helotiales; Helotiaceae. The record is from the annotation of a GenBank genome assembly.